CCCCUUCUGUUUUUCUUUUGUUCUUCUGGUUCCUCCUCUCCUCCUCUUUUCUUUCCUCUAGGGUUAGGAUUUGGUGAUGGAAUUUUGAGAGCUUGUAUCACUGAUUCAUGGGAAAGGAGGCCCUUCUCUCCUAGUGCCCUCCAGGUUUUUGGACCGAUUCAAUUCGUGUUGUUUUUCUCGCUGUAGUUUGGAUUCCCGUUCUUGUUUUGCAUUUGCGCAGGCACCAGGGGGAGCGCACCAAGCGCUGGGGAGCUUGCAGCAGUGGCUGCUAUGCAGCGUGCAAGGAGAACAGGCAGCCUGCAGCACUAGCACCUUGGCCUUGGUGCGCAGAGGCAGCAAGCAGCAGGGAGGUGAGCAGCGGUGGGGGGUGUUUCUGCAGCAGCAGCUCAAGACAGUGCCCAGCAUCGUCCAGGCCGGCUUCGAUCUGCGCGUGGCCCAUGACGGUGACUCCUAGGGUAGUCGGAAAUGAAAAUGACGACGCCCAGAUUGAACUGCUCAAGGACACUGGAAUGCAAAUUAUAGCAAAAUGUGAUUGUUUACCGCUUGCUAUCAAAGUAAUGGGAGGUCUCCUGCGCCAGAAAAUGACAAGCCAAAGAGACUGGGAAAAUGUCCUAAAUGACUCGAUGUGGUCAGUAUCCCAAAUGCCUGAAGAGCUAAACUAUGCAAUAUAUCUUAGUUACGAAGAUUUGAGUCCUAGUUUGAAGCCUUGCUUUCUGCACUACUCGCUCCUUCCCAAGAGCAGAGUGUUCUUCACCGAUGACAUUGUUGGCAUGUGGAUUAGUGAAGGAUUUGUUCAUGGAACUUCACGUAACUUCGAGGAAAUAGGAAAAGAUUACUUUGUCAAGUUGAUACAUAGGAACCUUAUUGAGCCUGAUAUAAACUAUGUUGAUCAAGUAGUUUGCAACAUGCAUGAUGUUGUCCGCUCAUUUGCUCGAUACUUGGCUAGAAAUGAAGCACUAGUAGCACAGAACAAGCAAACUGGUAUUUCUGAGAAAAUGGAUUCACAAAAGUUUUUUCGCCUAUCUCUGGAAAUAAGAGCAUCAGAAUCAGAUGAGUUAGAAUGGUAUUCAUUACAAGCACAGACAUCACUGAGAACACUAUUAUCAGUUGGGCCUAUAAAAAUCAAGCCUGGUGAUUCAUUCCUUGCUUUUUCAAAUUUACGGACACUACAUGUAGAAGAUGCAAAUUUUGAUGCAUUAGUUGAAUCUUUGAAUCAACUCAAACACUUGAGGUAUUUAUCCAUAGAAGGCACUAAUACAUCAAGGCUGCCUGAAAACAUUAGUAAGAUGAAAUUCCUGCAGUAUAUUAGCCUUCUUGGUUGUAACAGUCUGGUGAAUCUUCCUAAUUCCAUUGUAACGUUGCAACACUUGAGGUUUCUUAACCUUCGUGACACAGGAAUAAGUAGCAUACCUCAGGGUUUUCAUGGGCUAACAAAUCUGAGGAUUUUAUUGUUAGAUUUAAUCUUGUCAUUAGAACAUUGCAUGUUUACUUUGUUAGUUUGCAUGUAAAAAUAAAUAUGCGUG
This is a messenger RNA of Panicum hallii, 1523 nucleotides long. RefSeq names its product putative disease resistance RPP13-like protein 1. The record is from RefSeq and is a predicted model, not a curated record. The transcript has 2 exons. NCBI's taxonomy places the organism in Eukaryota, Viridiplantae, Streptophyta, Magnoliopsida, Poales, Poaceae. Gene Ontology annotation, biological process: defense response to other organism. Gene Ontology annotation, molecular function: ADP binding. Bases 438 to 1508 code for a protein of 356 amino acids.